GCGGCCCUGCGGGGCGGGGCGGGGCGGGGCCGCCAGGGGGCGGGGCGCACGCGCCGGGGGCCCCGCGCUCCCUCAGGCGGCGCGAUGGCCAUGGCGGCGAUGGCGGCGGUCGUGUCCCGCUGCGCCGGCGGCGGAGCCUCCCGGGCGCUGGCCCUGCGGUGCCGCCGGCUGCACACCGUGUACCAGAGCGCCGAGCUGCCCGAGACACACCAGAUGCUGCGGGAGACCGUCCGGGACUUCGCGGAGAAGGAGCUGAUGCCGCUUGCAGCGCAGCUGGACAAGGAGCACCGCUUCCCGGCCGAGCAGGUGAAGAAGAUGGGUGGCUUGGGGCUGCUGGCUAUGGACGUGCCAGAGAAGUACAAAGGAGCAGGCCUCGACUACCUGGCCUAUUCCAUCGCCGUGGAGGAGAUCAGCAGGGGCUGUGCAUCCACCGGCGUCAUCGUCAGCGUCAAUAAUUCCCUGUAUUUAGGGCCAAUACUCAAGUUUGGCUCUGAAGAGCAGAAGCACCAGUGGAUCGCUCCCUUCACCAGUGGAGAGAAAAUUGGAUGUUUUGCUCUCAGUGAACCAGGAAAUGGCAGUGACGCGGGUGCAGCCUCCACCGUGGCACGCCUGGAUGGGGACGAGUGGGUUCUGAACGGCACCAAGGCCUGGAUCACCAACGCCUGGGACGCCUCAGCCACCGUGGUGUUCGCUACUACAGAUAAAUCCCUGAAGCACAAGGGCAUUAGUGCAUUCCUGGUUCCCAUGCCAACACCUGGGCUGUCACUGGGGAAGAAAGAAGACAAACUGGGAAUCCGAGCCUCUUCCACUGCCAACCUGAUAUUUGAGGACUGCCGGAUACCCAAGGCCAACCUCCUGGGGCAGCCAGGAAUGGGCUUCAAAAUUGCCAUGCAAACUCUGGAUGGAGGAAGGAUUGGUAUUGCCUCACAGGCACUUGGAAUAGCACAGGCAGCUCUCGACUGUGCUGUGGAUUAUGCUGAGAAGAGAAUGGCCUUUGGGUCACCCAUCACAAAGCUCCAGGCAGUGCAGUUCAAGCUGGCAGACAUGGCUGUGGCCUUGGAGGGUGCGCGCCUGCUGACCUGGAGAGCUGCUAUGCUGAAGGACAAUGGAAAGCCCUUCACUAAGGAAGCAGCAAUGGCCAAACUGGCUGCAUCAGAAGCUGCAACAUCCAUCGCUCAUCAGGCUAUCCAGAUCCUGGGUGGGAUGGGCUACGUGACAGAGAUGCCAGCGGAACGGCACUACCGUGACGCUCGGAUCACCGAGAUCUACGAGGGGACCAGUGAGAUCCAGAGACUGGUGAUCGCAGGCCAGCUGCUGAAGGCCUACCGAGGCUGAGGAAGCUGCCUGGAGCAGCACACUGCCGCAAGUGCCUUGUAAUGGUGCACAGUGGUGGAGUCUGACCCUCUUGCAUGAGGCUGUUGAGGCUGUGGAUGGAGGUUUUCCUCACCAAUGAAUAACUAUGACUCUCUAGUUAAAAUGUGCUGAUUCUUCUUUGGACAAAGUAUGGCACACAGAGGCUGGACUGAGGUUUGUAAGUGGUGGCUGUGAGCGCAGGAAGGAGGCAACUUGUGCUUGGGGCUUUUCCUAAAGUGGACUGUUGGAAUGGCUUGGUAGUGGCAAAAUGACAGCACUUGCCAGCCACUGCCUAUUUUGCUAAAUUUGUCACUACAGGGCACUGGACAACCAGUGCCAGAGUUAGAGGUACUGAGAGCCAUGACCCCUGUGCCAUGCUUCAGGCUGCUGGUCACGUGCCUCUGCAGAUCCAGUGAACUCACUGGAGUUCAGGUGUGGGAGCUCCUGAUGGGACAGCCUGGGCUGAGGCAAUCCCUGCAGCAGGGCCCUUCUCACUUCCAGCAGGAGAGGAGACAGACAGGAGGACACGCAGGGACAACCCACACAGGGCUCUGAGCACAGACUGGUUGCUGUCUGCACAGAUGUGAAAACAGAUCAGAAAGAAUCCCUUGAUCUGGGCUAGCAGAGCCCAGCACCUGCUCACUCAGCUGCCCUGGGAUGUAGGGAUAGAAGCCAAGGACAUCAAACCUGAAAUGCCUAGGACUGCUUUGUAAAAAAACCCAAAACACCAAAAAACCCCUCUGCUCCCAAAUCUGCUUCUGCAAUAUCAACAAGAAAGGAAGUGCCUGAUAGGGCAGUAACAGCUUUUAAUCUCUACAUGUUUUGGGCAAUGAGGAAAUGAAGAGAUGACACCCAAACCUCACCAGGAAGCUUUAGCAGUAGCACAUCCUCAGUCAGUGAUCACUGAUAAGACAUUAACUUUAGAAGUGUCAACAGCCAAAGGAAAAGCUCUAAACUCAGGAGAAGAGGGAGAGGAUUAAGACUAGAGCCUGUAUGGUCCAGUCUGCCUCCUUGUCCAAACAAGUUCACUAGAGGGAAAUGGUUAUUUUCCUGUGGUGCCUUUUAUUUAGACUUGUGUGCAGAGAAGACUAACAGGAUUCUGUUAGAGAAUGAGAGAGCAGAGAAGCAGAGAGCAGAGAAGACAAAUAAAACCGGAUUUUAAAGGA
Poecile atricapillus (Black-capped chickadee) is the source of this 2519-nucleotide messenger RNA. It is a transcript of the gene ACADS, whose product is annotated as acyl-CoA dehydrogenase short chain. Gene Ontology annotation, cellular component: mitochondrion. The record is from RefSeq and is a predicted model, not a curated record. NCBI's taxonomy places the organism in Eukaryota, Metazoa, Chordata, Aves, Passeriformes, Paridae. Gene Ontology annotation, molecular function: flavin adenine dinucleotide binding. Gene Ontology annotation, biological process: fatty acid beta-oxidation using acyl-CoA dehydrogenase; butyrate catabolic process. The transcript has 10 exons. The coding region runs from base 85 to 1335 and encodes 416 amino acids.